Messenger RNA from Magallana angulata, 2091 nucleotides. RefSeq lists its product as uncharacterized. The record is from RefSeq and is a predicted model, not a curated record. The coding region runs from base 341 to 1138 and encodes 265 amino acids. NCBI's taxonomy places the organism in Eukaryota, Metazoa, Mollusca, Bivalvia, Ostreida, Ostreidae. The transcript has a single exon.
AACAGAAAAAAUAAAGACUGGCCACCCAUAGCAUUUUCAACCGUCCCUAUUCAUGACGUCAUAGUGCAUUCCCAGAAUUCUAUUAAGAAUUAUUCUAUUAUGACGUCAAUGUAUUGUGGUAUAUCCAUAGUUUGAUAAAAGUUGUGAAACUUCGCCAAAUAUCAAUUUUCAUAGUAAAUCGUAUUAACAGCCUUGUAAGCUUGGACAUUGAAAACGAUUUACAGGUAAAUUAUUCAAAACUGUAUAGCCUUCAUUAAUAAUUGUAUCUUUUUGACAACCAUGCAUUGUCUUUUUAGAAAAAACUUCAUAUUUGUAAUUUUAUUUCAGAGAGAAGUAAAAAAUGGAUUUUUCGAACAGGAAAGACUUCUUGGUAGGAAGACUUCCCUUUAAUGAUGACAGAGAUAGCUUGGACAGCUGUUCCCUGGACAGCUAUAUGGACAGCGACGCCUCUUCUCUUGGUCACUCACCUUCGUUCCAUGAGAGCGGCCGCUUGAUUCCAGAGAGUGCCUACACAGAGUUGACAGACUCCACCCUAACCUUAACACCACAAAGUGCUAGGUGGCGACCCCCCACUGGCUUCUCGCCAACCAGUCCACCACCGAUGUACUAUCACCCCGGUCAGUAUCAUGGUAAACACUGCCGAAAUGUGAUGGGAGUCAAGGGACAGAAAGGGACCAAACCUCAUGGGAUCCCUGGUAGAGGAUACCAACAGACAUGCUAUGGCAGACAGUACGUAGGGCACGUGGACAGAUAUGGUCACGAGUACAAGAGCACCAAACUCCCUGCUAUCCAUACAAAACUUGCUUCUGUGUAUGGCAUCCCUCAGACAGUCGAGACUAGAAGAUGUGCAACGGUGGUCCACAAAAACACCGGACAGCGAAAAACUGGCCCAAAGCAAGAGUCCAUCGGAGUGACCCUACCUCCCAUACACACGGGGCAUGCUCAAAGUCAAUGCAGGAAAAAAGAGAACAAAGCCACCAAGAUAACGGCCUCAGUUCAGGCCAAGGCGACCUCAGGGACCAUCCGAUCAGACCUGGAUGUCUUACAAACCCGUGCUAUGGCCCCACCCUUCAACACGUAUGUAGACGAGGCAGCAUCAGCCCGAUAUGUCCGUCAUUAUUACGGCGAGCACCGCUGAAUACAAAGGCAAUAAUUUAACAACUGAACGAAAUACAUGAUACCCGGUAUAUGGAACCUGUAAAGAAACAUUUUUGGUUAGUUUUGAGACUUCGUUGCGCGAGUUUUGGCAUGCAGAUAUGGUCUGUGUGGUAGAAAUAGUGUUCUUGAUUUCUAUUUUAUGUUAGCAGUUGAAAUCUGUUUACAUGUGUAUAUCUUCAACAACCCCCAUCCCCUAUUUAUCACCGUAUCUGACGACAAUGUAUGGUUUUUCAAUGUUUUAUUCAUCGCUAUAACUUAACAUGUACUCCUAUGUAAGAGGACUAGCUCCAGUAACCAUUGUUAAUGCUUCGGUAUAACAGGUCUCGGGGACACAAAGCUAACACUCCAAUAGAAAAGGACUGAGUACACAUUGUUAACACUCCGGUGUAACAGGACUCUAGUAACCAUAUGUUAGUACUCCGGUACCCAAAUUAAAGCUAAUACCCCGGCAACAUGACUCCAGUACCCAAAGCUAAUACUCCGGUAUAAAAGGACAGUAAACAAUACCUAUAGCUAGUUCUCCGGUACCCAGAUUUAGCUAAUACCCCGGUAACAUGACUCCGGUACCCAUAGCUAAAACUCCGGUAUAAAAGGAUCCUGGACAGUAUCCCGGCAUAGCGAAUACUAGUACUCGAGAUCCGGUAUAACAGGGUUCCAGUACGCAGAGCUGGUACUUUAUUACAAAUGAACUUCGGUGUUUAACAGGAGUCUGAUAUUCAUUAUAAUGUUAAUAUUCCUUUGUAACAGGAAUCCGGUACCCAUGCAUAGAUAGUUCUCUGGUGAAGAAUGAUUCGUGAUUAUAUUUUCUCAAAGUUGAAAUUUGCUUUGCGUGUAAUUAGCUAUUAUAUAUUACAGAAAGUCGUAUAAAGUCAAUAAUAUGUCAUUUAUGCUUCUUUUUUUUUUAUUUCAAUAUGUAUUUAUAUGAAUUUCACA